Messenger RNA from Temnothorax curvispinosus, 378 nucleotides. RefSeq lists its product as uncharacterized. NCBI's taxonomy places the organism in Eukaryota, Metazoa, Arthropoda, Insecta, Hymenoptera, Formicidae. The transcript is spliced from 2 exons. The record is from RefSeq and is a predicted model, not a curated record. The coding region runs from base 1 to 378 and encodes 125 amino acids.
AUGGGUGAAGAAUUAGAAAAUCAACAACAAUUAGAAAUAGAAUCUGGAGAAUUGUUGCCAGAAUUACAAUUAUUAUUUACAUUAAGACCAGGUAUGGAUCGACGCCGAUAUAAUGCUCAAAGAACUAAUGAAGUUGCUGCUGUUUUUCGGACGACUGCUGAUGGAGAAAUUCCAGAAUCAUACGUAACAAUACGUAAUAGAAAUGACAAAACUUUACAAAACGUUAGUACCAUGGAUCCAAAUGUUGAACCAUGGAUAUAUCCAUUAUUUUAUCCAUAUGGUACUCAAGGAUGGCAUUCGGCAUGUCUGGCUUUAGGUUUGAUUGAAGAUGAUGAUGAAUGGAGACGAGCUAUGCGAAUGAAGCUGUUGGAUGGAUGA